GUUAAUAUCAUUCUUAAUAAGUCAUCUUAAAAAUGUAAUAACUCAUUUAAUAUCCAACAAUUUAAAUGAUCAAUCUAUAAUCAAGACAAUGUUAAAAUGUGAAAAAAGUGCUCUAAAAUUUGUUGGUACAAUAAACGGUUACUCAACUGGUUCACCGCCACAAAAACAGCUGUUAAAGCAUAAACUCCUCAAAGGUUUAGUGUUAAUUGUUUUAAUUCGUGCAACUUUUCUUGUUCUGAUUCCAUCAACUCCUGAUUGUGAACUAUGCAAUACAAUUAGUUUAUUUCUUGGUGACAAUACAAGUUGCUUCCCAAAACGCAAUUUACUGGCCAUUAUGCUCUUACUAGCCGUCAUUUGUUUAUCCAUGAUGUUCACCGAUUGCCACCGUCCCUUUGAAAAAUCAACUGUUUCAUUUUUCCAUAUUUUUACCAUUAUUAUGUCCACUUCAUCAAUCUCAAAUCACUUGCUGGACAUUAAUUUACAUUCUAGUCAAUUUCAAUUACGCCUGUUAUUGAAAUCAAUGGCUUUAUUUCAAACUACUUGCUACAUGUUAUCUUCUGGUUAUGUUAUCUUCUUCUUCAACGGUUCAUUCAAAUGUUUGCCUGGUCAAUAUUUGUCUUUACAAACAUUUUGUCAGAUAUUUUGGGUAGUUAUGAACUCUAUAGCCACAACUACUUCGAUAUUCAGUUCAAUUUGGUUUUAUUUUCACGCUUUGAUCUAUUUUUUGUACAUUUUGUUGCGCCUCAAAGAGUUGAUUCUCAUUGAAGAUUCAACCCAAACAAACAUAGCUUCAAGUAGAGUCUAUCGUAUCAACUGGAUUGCUAAAUGUAAUGCUAUUUUUAACAACAUUGAAUCUGGUAAUCGGGAAAUAAGAUCGAUGGCUUUGACAACCUUUUCCUCUUUGGCAUUAUUUAUUAAUUUUACUUUAUUUGUUUGUUUCAUUGUUGGAGUUGAUGAUCCAAUGGUCAGAUGGCCAAUUCUUAUACCAGUUACUCUAUCAUUAAUCGGAAUCAUCAUCUUUGUUCGCAUACUUGUUGUCGAUGCCAAUAACAAAAUCGAUAGACUAACGUUAAUAAUAUAUCGAUUGGCACGUAAUUCAACUAAACUGACUGUAAAGAUAAAGUCUCUAACAACAAUAGAUCGUUUAACAACCAAACCCAUUGGGUUUUACAUUGGUGAAACAUUUAGAAUUGAAUCUUUGGUUCUUUUGAAGAUUAUUUUUGAAAACAUUACAAUUUUUCUGCUUCUCAUCGAUGCAUUCAAGAAACAGACAUGAUGAUCCCAAGAAUCAAAAGAAUUGACUUUGUCCAAAUUUCAUAGUCGAUGCCAACACUCAGCCUGAUAGACUUGAAAUUCCUGGAAAUAUAUAAAUCCUGAUAAAUUAGCUGACCAGUCAGUCUCAUGUAACAAUUGAACAACAAUGGUUACAUUUGAACUUGUAUUUGGCUUCAUUUGAUUCAAUCUUACUGAAGCCUCUUCUUUCCUGCUCAACCCUUUCAAUGCACUCUUUGUAUCAAAAGUUUUUACUCUGGUACGCUGUAUCCUGGGAGUUAUCAUGUAAAAAAUGAAGGAAAGAAGAUGAUAAAAGCGAAGGAGAAGAAAAGGAAGAUAGAAUUGGAAAGGAUGGAAACUGUCACAUUCAUUUGAUUAAAGUUGACUCAAUAGCUUGAUUGAAGUUGAAUGAAGCAAAACAUGCUCAUAAGGGAAACAAACAAAGUGUUAUGUUGAUGGGUUUGCUUUAAUAAAAUUCAAUAGAAGACAAGAUAAAAUAAAAGGAAAAUGAAGUUGAUAAUAUGUACGAGAUGUAGAUGAAAAGUAGAUGCUGAAAUUGUAAAAUAAAUAGUCAAACUCUUUUUUCGGUGAUAAAUUAACUGAGACAAUUUAACAUUAUAUCCAACGGGAGUCAAUACUAUUCAAGUCAAGAUUUGUGAUGAGAUGAUAAAAACAAAAAAGCAAAGGACAAAUGAAAGGCAGCAAAAGCAUAACAAUAAACUCUUCAAGACUUGAACAUGUUUAAGUAACUGACAAUUGAAUGAUGCUGAUCAUCAUUUUUAAUCACCAUCUUACAGCUUGAAAUAUUUACACUCUGAACCAUUUUGAUUACCAAUAAACAGCCUUUAAUGCUUGA
Molecule: messenger RNA, 2128 nt
Organism: Tetranychus urticae (two-spotted spider mite)
Lineage: Eukaryota; Metazoa; Arthropoda; Arachnida; Trombidiformes; Tetranychidae
Source: RefSeq, a predicted model, not a curated record